Molecule: messenger RNA, 489 nt
Organism: Phaedon cochleariae (mustard beetle)
Lineage: Eukaryota; Metazoa; Arthropoda; Insecta; Coleoptera; Chrysomelidae
Source: the annotation of a GenBank genome assembly
AUGCCAAAGCCAGAGAUGAAGAGAGUAGAAGUAAAAUGCUACAGCUCUUCCAAAUCAAACAUCAAAUGCCUUCUCAAAUUGAAAGAAAAGGAGGUAGCAGUUCCCAUUGAAGCAACAUCCCUAAGAGGUACAUUGAGGAAUAUCAAAAUAACGUUGCUGGACCCUAUAGACACAAUCAAUGAAGAGGGAAAAAGGAUAACAUUAUCUCCUGGAAGCCCAUCAACGCCAGGUGGGAGGGCAAAAGAAACAGAGAUAUGGGAAAGAUCAGCAUCCAUACAGUCCCUGAACGAGGUCAUAGAUGGAGUAAAAACUACCCAAAUGCAAGAGAUAUCAAACACCAUAAACAAUAGAAACCAGAUAAAAGAAUUGGAAAACAUUGUAAACAAACUGAUAUCGUUCAUGUCAAAGAAAUACCCUAGAAUCCUAGCAAAGGUGUUUGGGGGAGAGUACAAGACCAAAUGGAUGAAUGAUGAAAUAUUGGGGUGGUGA